AUGUAUGAAAUACAAUGUCCUUGUGUUAAAUGUUGUAAUACCACAUUAGGAACACGUGAGACAGUCAGAACACAUUUGAAAGUAUAUGGAAUAAUUAAAAGUUAUACCUUUUGGUAUCAUCAUGGGGAAGUCUUAGGUGAGCCAGAAUCACAAUGUGAAGAUGGAGAUGAUAAUGAAGUAGAAAAUUGUGAGAAUGAGGAUGAAAUACGAGAAAUUUUGAGAGAUUUCUAUCCUAAUCAUUAUGGACACACUUUAGAUGUUGAUUGUGAUGAUUCACUUGAAGAGGAACCAAAUGUUGAAGCCAAAAAGUUUUAUAGUCUAUUGGGAGACUUUGAGAAGCCACUGUAUCAAGGUUCAAAAAUUUCAAAACUUUCAACUUUGAUUAAGUUGCUUCACAUAAAAAGUAUGGGACGUUGGAGUAAUGAGUUAUUUACAAUGUUGUUAAAAAUGUUAAAAGAGGAGUUGUUGCCAGAUGAAGCCGAUUUGCCAAAUACAUAUUAUGGGGCAAAGAAGGUAAUUCGAAAUCUUGGGCUUUCCUACGAAAGAAUUGAUGCUUGUAGAAAUGAUUGCAUGUUAUAUUGGAAGGAGGAUAACUUACUUGAUUCUUGUAAAGUUUGUGGUGAAUCUAGAUGGAAAGUUGAUAAACGUAACGGGGAAGCAAAGAACAAAAAGGCCGAGCCUCAUAAUGUUCGACUUGGACUUGCGAGUGAUGGUUUUCAACCAUUUCGGAAUGCAAAAACCUCAUAUAGCAUUUGGCCGGUGGUACUUAUUCCUUAUAACUUACCACCUUGGUUGUGUAUGACACAAGAAAAAAUUAUCAUGUCCAUGCUUAUUCCUGGUCCAGAUAGUCCAGGUGAUGCAAUUGACACAUAUCUUCAACCUUUAGUAGAAGAAUUGAAGGAGCUAUGGAAUAUUGGUAUUGAGACCUUUGAUGCAUCAACCAAACAAAAUUUUAAGCUACAUGCUUCUUUGUUAUGGACCAUCAAUGACUUUCUAGCAUAUGGAAAUUUAUCUAGAUGGAGUACCAAAGGAAAAUUGGCAUGCCCAUGCUGCAACAAAGAUACUUCCUCAAUCAGAUUGGCCAAUUGUAAGAAAGAAAGUUUUAUGGCUCAUCGUCGUUAUCUUCCUCGUAAUCACAAAUGGAGGAAUGAUAAGAAGUCCUUUGAUGGUACAGAAGAGAAGAGGCUCCCACGAAAAAACGUUCUGGUAUUGAGAUUCUUCAUCAAGUUCAAGAUCUUGAAGGGUUACAGUUAA
Molecule: messenger RNA, 1254 nt
Organism: Solanum verrucosum
Lineage: Eukaryota; Viridiplantae; Streptophyta; Magnoliopsida; Solanales; Solanaceae
Exons: 2
Coding region: 1-1254 (417 amino acids)
Source: RefSeq, a predicted model, not a curated record